Molecule: messenger RNA, 509 nt
Organism: Strongylus vulgaris
Lineage: Eukaryota; Metazoa; Nematoda; Chromadorea; Rhabditida; Strongylidae
Source: the annotation of a GenBank genome assembly
AUGUUGCAGUACUACACCAGUAUCGUCUCUAAUAAAUUACUGAUCAAAGCUGGCCAACUCCUGAACACGAGCAGUUCAUAUGAAGAGUUAUUUGAGGCUUCACAUAUGACCUUUACGGAAUGGCCUUCCGCAUUUGGUUUCCCACUGUCGUCCAUAAACAGUUUUAUUCAGAUUGGGGAACACUGCCAGGAAGCGCAAGAACUUCCCUUUCAUUUGCGGAAAUUUGUGGAUGAUCCGAAAUCCAAGGGCACAAUCUACAUCGCUUUCGGCUCAGUUGUAAAUUGGGUAGUUGCGCCCAACGAUGUGAUAGCAACAUUCUUUACCGUUCUCAACAACCUUACCGACUAUAGAGUCAUAUUCAGCUAUACUGGACCAAACUUAGACUUUUAUAAUCUAGCCAUGUCAAAAAGUGGUGGUUCAGUGGUUGGGGUGGCGUCCACUGAGCAACUGACCAUGGUUCGACCGCUCAAUGGUAAGCUCUUUUGCCAAUAUGUAGGAGUUACAUGAAG